AAAGAUUCAAAAGUAGAUCUUUUUCAGAGAAGAGGAAAAGCUAUUGAUAAAUUAGAAAAAGUUCCCGAGCGGUCACCCCAAAGUAGUCCACGUUAUACACCUCUUAUUCCUUCUGGAACAUCAUCCCCCUUAUCACCAUAUAAUUACACCAUCUCCCAAACAUUAUCUUCGCGAUCGGCUGGUGGGGAACUGAGUAAAUCCAAUUCCACGCCUCUCCCAUCUUCAAAAUCAUUAUCACCUCAUUCAAAUCCCCCAUUGUAUCACAGUAAGUCUAUGGAUCAUACACAGCCCGCACACUAUAAAAAUUUGCAUGCUAGUAAAAGUACUGGACACUUACGUGAUGGCGAUAAAGUUAUUUCUAAAAAAUCAAGGCCAGUACCACUGGAUUUAGAUGAUGAUGACGACGACUUAUUAUAUCCCGAUGGACAGAAGUCGAAGAGAAAACACCAAGCUCAAGAUCUUAUUGAUUUCUUAAACUCGACACCACCCAGCGAGCAGACUGAGUUUCCAAGAUCUGUUAAGAAAGACCUCUUAAACGAAAGUGGAAAGAAAAAGGAAAAGAAGUUUAAAAAAUUUUUCUCAAAAUUAAGGAAGCCGCCGAGCGAAGACUCCAGUACAGAUCACAAACGUGUACCUACUUCAUCCGGUUUUCCCUCGGCAAAUUAUUCUCAUGGGUUAAACUCAACGGUGGCUGGUAAACCGGCACGUUAUGUUAAAAUUCAAAUUCCUCAGAUGCCGGCCAAAGAGGAAAACCAGGAACAGAGUAUUUUUGAUCAGGUCGAACAGGCGAGGCAUGCUCGUCAUAUGUCUAGGGCAAGUUUAUCCGGGUCUACACGUAGUGCACAAACGCCAAACAGAACGACUUUUUCUGUUAACGGGGGAAUGCAAAGCCCAAUUUCGAAUACAGGAUUUGAGGACACUUCGAUCGUUAAUAAUGGUAAUCAGAAGAUACCACCAACUUCUGCGAAAACACCUGAUAAAGUUUUACAGAAAAAGAGAUCGCAGACACAAAUACAACGGGAGCAAAAUACUCGACAGCAACAUAAUAUUUCACAAACUCCGACCGAGGAUAAACUGCAAUCUACUCCCUCGGAAUCAGAAGCGUAUAAAACAUCAAGUGUAAAAAAUGUCUACAGUGAGACACCUUCAAAGAAAGAACCCACGCCUACGAUUCAUGCACCUUCAAAGAAAGAACCUACUCCUACGAUUUAUGCACCUUCAAGGAAAGAACUCACACCCACAAGCCAUGCACCUUCAAGGAAAGAAUUCACACCUACGAGUCAUGUACCUUUAAAGAAAGAAUUCACGCCUACAGGUCAUGUGCCUUUAAAGAAAGAACCCACGCCUACAGGUCAUGUGCCUUUAAAGAAAGAACCCACGCCUACAGGUCAUGUACCUUCAAAGAAAGAACUCACGCCUACAGGUCAUGUACCUUCAAAGAAAGAACCCACACCUACAAGUCACAUACCUUCAAAGAACGAACCCACACCUACAAGUCACAUACCUUCAAAGAAAGAACCCACGCCUACAAUUCAUGCACCAGUCGCAUCAACUAUAAUAAGUAGACAACUAUCGGAGAAUUCCGAAGAAUCUGUCGAGAAAUUCGAUAGUUUUAUGGGAAUCAUAGUUUCUACAGAAUUGGAAUGCGAAGAUGAAGUGCUUGAACAGGAAAUUCUUGUCGAAGAGACCGAAGAGGAAGAAAGAAACGAGGCACUUGUUGCAGAAUGGUUGUUGGGUACUGGACUCAUAUUUAAGAGUGCCAUAACAUAUGUGGAUAUUGUGCAGGUUUAUGAAGAAAAUUCUGACACACAAAAUUCUGGUUAUUAUGAUGAAAAUGAUGCUGAAUUUAUGGAAGUUCAAGAAAACAAUAUUGAUGCUUGCUCCGAAGUUAUCGAGAGCCAUGAGCUGCAAGUGGAUGCUUAA
Messenger RNA from Acaulospora morrowiae, 1923 nucleotides. NCBI's taxonomy places the organism in Eukaryota, Fungi, Glomeromycota, Glomeromycetes, Diversisporales, Acaulosporaceae. The record is from the annotation of a GenBank genome assembly.